GAAGCCAAAAAUCUUCCCUCUUACCCGGGGCCAAACAAGAUGAGAGAUUGCUACUGCACGGUGAACCUGGACCAAGAGGAGGUUUUCAGGACCAAGAUUGUGGAGAAGUCUCUCUGCCCCUUUUAUGGAGAAGACUUCUACUGUGAAAUUCCACGGAGUUUCCGGCACCUGUCGUUCUACAUUUUCGACCGAGACGUUUUCCGGAGGGACUCCAUCAUAGGGAAGGUGGCCAUCCAGAAGGAGGACCUGCAGAAGUACCACAACAGGGAUACCUGGUUCCAGCUGCAGCACGUGGACGCGGACUCCGAGGUGCAGGGCAAGGUCCACCUGGAGCUGAGGCUGAGCGAGGUCAUCACAGACACGGGCGUCGUCUGCCACAAGCUGGCCACACGCGUCAUCGAGUGCCAAGGCCUCCCCAUCGUGAACGGGCAGUGCGACCCGUACGCCACCGUGACGUUGGCAGGACCGUUCAGGUCAGAAGCGAGGAAGACUAAAGUGAAGAAGAAGACCAACAACCCCCAGUUUGACGAGGUGUUCUAUUUUGAGGUGACCAGGCCCUGCAGCUACAGCAAGAAGUCGCACUUUGACUUUGAGGAGGAAGACGUGGACAAACUCGAAGUCAGAGUGGACCUCUGGAAUGCCAGCAACCUCAAGUUCGGAGACGAGUUCCUGGGAGAGCUGCGGAUCCCGCUGAUGGUCCUGCGGCAGUCCAGCUCCCACGAGGCGUGGUACUUCCUGCAGCCCCGAGACACCGGCAGCAAGAGCCUGAAGCCGGACGACCUGGGGUCCUUGAGGCUGAACGUGGUGUACACGGAGGACCACGUGUUUUCGUCCGACUACUACAGCCCCCUGCGGGACUUGCUGCUCAGGUCGGCGGACGUGGAGCCCGUGUCGGCGUCCGCGGCCCACAUCCUGGGCGAGGUGUGCCGGGAGAAGCAAGAGGCGGCCAUCCCGCUGGUGCGGCUGCUCCUGCACUGCGGCCGGGUGGUGCCCUUCAUCAGCGCCAUCGCCAACGCCGAGGUGAAGCGGACCCAGGACCCCAACACCAUUUUCCGAGGAAACUCCCUCACGUCCAAGUGCAUCGACGAGACGAUGAAGCUGGCGGGCAUGCACUACCUGCACGUCACCCUCAAGCCCACCAUCGAGGAGAUAUGCCAGAGCCACAAAUCUUGUGAGAUCGACCCUGUGAAGUUGAAAGACGGUGAAAACCUUGAAAACAACAUGGAGAACCUGCGCCAGUACGUGGACCGCAUCUUCCACGUUAUCACCAAGUCGGGGGUGAGUUGCCCCACCGUCAUGUGCGACAUCUUCUUCUCGCUCCGAGAGGCGGCGGCCAAGCGCUUCCAGGGUGACCUGGACGUGAGGUACACCGCCGUGAGCAGUUUCAUCUUCCUCCGGUUCUUUGCUCCCGCCAUUCUCUCCCCCAACCUCUUCCAGCUCACGCCUCACCACACGGACCCGCAAACAUCCAGGACGCUGACACUCAUCUCCAAGACGAUCCAGACCCUGGGCAGCUUGUCCAAGUCGAAGUCGGCCAGUUUUAAGGAGUCCUACAUGGCCACGUUUUAUGACUUCUUCAAUGAGCAGAAAUACGCCGACGCGGUCAAAAACUUCCUGGACUUGAUUUCAUCCUCGGGGAGAAGAGACCCCAAGAGCAUUGAGCAGCCUAUCCUACUCAAAGAAGGGUUCAUGAUCAAGAGGGCACAGGGGAGAAAGCGCUUCGGAAUGAAGAACUUCAAGAAGCGGUGGUUUCGCCUGACAAACCACGAAUUCACCUACCAGAAGAGCAAAGGAGACCAGCCCCUCUGCAGCAUCCCCAUCGAGAACAUCCUGGCCGUGGAGAAGCUGGAGGAGGAGUCCUUCAAGAUGAAAAACAUGUUCCAGGUGAUCCAGCCGGAGCGCGCCCUCUACAUCCAGGCCAACAACUGCGUGGAGGCCAAGGACUGGAUCGACAUCCUGACCAAAGUCAGCCAGUGCAACCAGAUGCGCCUCACCGUCUACCACCCGUCGGCCUACCUCAACGGCCACUGGCUGUGCUGCAGGGCCUCCUCGGACACAGCCGCCGGCUGCUCCCCCUGCACCGGCGGCCUCCCGGCCAACAUCCAGCUGGACAUCGACGGGGACCGGGAGACGGAGCGCAUCUACUCACUCUUCAGCGCGUACAUGGCCAAGCUGGAGGAGAUGCAGGGUGCGCGUGGGGCGCGGGCGGGCUGCAGGGCGGCCCUCGGGCGGAGCUCCAGGGAACACCCCAUCGGAGACAAGAGCUUCCAGAGCUACAUACGGCAGCAGUCAGAGGUCUCCACGCAUUCCAUUUAA
Carlito syrichta (Philippine tarsier) is the source of this 2316-nucleotide messenger RNA. RefSeq names its product RAS p21 protein activator 3 (gene RASA3). The record is from RefSeq and is a predicted model, not a curated record. Gene Ontology annotation, molecular function: GTPase activator activity. The transcript has 22 exons. Gene Ontology annotation, biological process: regulation of GTPase activity; negative regulation of Ras protein signal transduction; intracellular signal transduction. The coding region runs from base 40 to 2316 and encodes 758 amino acids. NCBI's taxonomy places the organism in Eukaryota, Metazoa, Chordata, Mammalia, Primates, Tarsiidae.